UGCGGCCGCGCACGUGUCCCUGCACUGGUGUUUGUUAGCUGUGGAGAUGGCGGAGAUGGAGACUCAGACUGCCGGUGCCCAGGACGGCUUUACUCCGGUCACCCGUAAGGGUGGCCGGCGGGCGAAGAAGCGGCAGGCUGAGCAGCAGUCCUCCGCGGGCGAAGACGAAAGCGCGGGCCGCAUGGACACAGAAGAGGCCCGACCGGCCAAAAGGCCUGUCUUCCCUCCCCUGGCCGGGGACGGAUUCCUGAGUGGGAAAGAAGAAACACGGAAAAUUCCAGUCCCAGCGAAUAGAUACACACCCUUAAAAGAAAACUGGAUGAAGAUAUUUACUCCUAUUGUAGAACAUUUGGGACUUCAAAUACGGUUUAACUUGAAAUCGAGAAAUGUGGAAAUCAGAACUUGUAAGGAAACGAAAGAUAUUAGUUCUUUGACAAAAGCAGCUGAUUUCGUGAAGGCCUUUAUUCUUGGGUUUCAAGUGGAGGAUGCACUUGCCCUCAUCAGACUGGAUGAUCUCUUUCUAGAGACCUUUGAAAUUACAGAUGUUAAGCCCCUCAAAGGAGACCAUUUGUCAAGGGCAAUAGGAAGAAUUGCUGGCAAAGGAGGAAAAACCAAAUUCACCAUAGAGAACGUGACACGGACACGGAUAGUUUUGGCUGAUGUGAAAGUACACAUCCUUGGAUCUUUCCAAAAUAUCAAAAUGGCAAGAACUGCCAUUUGCAAUCUCAUCUUGGGAAAUCCUCCAUCAAAGGUUUAUGGCAAUAUUCGAGCGGUGGCUAGCAGAUCAGCAGAUCGAUUUUGAUUUCACAUCAGAGAUUUUAUCUUCAGACUUCAAGGAAAAAGUCCCAGUGAAGCCAUGGCUAUAGUGGCAGAACAUUAGCUUUAAGCAAAAAAGCUCAGGGACCACGCCCAGGCCCUGAGUUCAAACCUCAGGACUAACAAAAAAAAAGAAAAGGAAAGACAGUGGCCUUACUGUCUGCAUGUGUUCACACAAAACCAUGUAGGGAAUGUUGCAGUCAUCUUUAAGCCUGGGUCCUUUCCUCCAUGCUCAGUCAGAAGCAUAAACAGAAAGGAAAGGUUUAGAAGUAUUUACACUCAACAGCAUACAGAAUAACUGUCAAAAUCUAACAGUUAUGUGUUAAGUAUAACUUUAAAUCACAUGUAUAGGUUUGCACUUUUAAAUCCUCCCAUUUAUAGAAAAUUUCUUGCUUAAAGCUUUCAUAUGGUGAGCUGGGAAUAUGGCCAAGUGGCAAGAGUGCUUGCCUCGUAUACAUGAAGCCCUAGGUUCAAUUCCUCAGCACCAUGUAUACAGGAAAGGCCAGAAGUGGUGCUGUGGCUCAAGUAGCAGAGUGCUAUCCUUGAAAGAAGCCAGGGACAGUGCUCAGGCCCUGAGUCAAGCCCCAGGACUGGCAAAAAUAAAAAAUAAAUCUUUCAUAAGAAUUUUGAAGCUUAUAAAUUUGUGAAGUUAUGCCCUGUAAAUUGUAAUUAAAAAUUAUCUCAGAAAACUAUGAACCAACCAGCA
Perognathus longimembris pacificus (Pacific pocket mouse) is the source of this 1522-nucleotide messenger RNA. It is a transcript of the gene Pno1, whose product is annotated as partner of NOB1 homolog. The record is from RefSeq and is a predicted model, not a curated record. Gene Ontology annotation, molecular function: RNA binding. Lineage: Eukaryota; Metazoa; Chordata; Mammalia; Rodentia; Heteromyidae. The coding region runs from base 47 to 802 and encodes 251 amino acids. Gene Ontology annotation, cellular component: nucleolus. The transcript has 7 exons.